AUGCGUUUUAUUUUCUCUUCCGUUUUGGCGGCUCGAUCAUCAUUUCCUCCUCGUCAUCAAGCUACUAUAUCACCAAUAUGGAUGACAACAACACGUCGUGGCAUCGCUUCUUUGACACCCAAUGCAAUUGUUUCUCGGCCACGUCGGGCAUUAUUUUAUGUUCCUGGCAGUGAUGAACGUAAACUCAAGAAAUCACAAUCGGUGGGCGCUGAUUGCGUGGUAUUCGAUCUUGAAGAUAGUGUCUCUCUCAACAAAAAGAGCACUGCACGCUACAUGGUUUAUGAUGCACUCGAGGAUUCGAAAAUGGAAAAUUCUGAAAAGGCAGUGCGGAUCAAUGCAGUUGGAACAGGCCUUGAAUUGGAUGAUCUGAAUGCCAUUUUAAGCUCCAAACAACUUGAAGCCAUCGUUAUACCCAAAGUCCAAAGUGCCAACGAUGUCAAUUUUGUUGCUCGUAUGAUUGAUGCUGUUGCGCUCGAAUCACGGCGAGACAAGAUUCAGUUGAUUGCUUCAGUGGAAAGUGCUCUUGGUAUCAUGAACAUUCAAGAAAUUGCAACAGCUGAUCCUAGGAUGGAUGCAUUGAUCUUUGCUGCUGAGGAUUAUUGUGCUGAUUUAGGCUUGAUUCGGACUAAAUCACGUAAAGAGAUGUUGUUUGCACGACAAAUGAUUGUCAAUGCAGCAUCUGCUUACGGUUUACAAUCGUUAGAUUUGGUAUGUGUGGAUUUCAAGGAUCCUGAAGUGCUCAAGGAUGAAUGCAAAGAAGGUCGCGAAUUUGGUUUCAGUGGCAAACAAGCUAUCCACCCAGCACAGAUUGAUACUAUCCAAGAGAUGUUUUUGCCUGAUCCAAAUGAUCUUGAGAGAGCUGUAAAGAUUUUACAAGGUUUUGAGCACUAUACGGCCAAAGGUGUUGGAGCUUUUCAAUUGGAUGGGAAGAUGAUCGACAUGCCUGUUGUCAAGUGGGCUGACAAGGUGGUUAGCAAGGCCAAAGUUGGCGGCAUGGAAAUCCCUAAACCAGAGCUCGACGUGAAUGCUGGCGGUGAGAAGUGA
Lichtheimia ornata is the source of this 1044-nucleotide messenger RNA. RefSeq lists its product as uncharacterized. NCBI's taxonomy places the organism in Eukaryota, Fungi, Mucoromycota, Mucoromycetes, Mucorales, Lichtheimiaceae. The coding region runs from base 1 to 1044 and encodes 347 amino acids. Gene Ontology annotation, molecular function: catalytic activity; magnesium ion binding. The record is from RefSeq and is a predicted model, not a curated record. The transcript has 12 exons. Gene Ontology annotation, biological process: oxaloacetate metabolic process.